CCCGCCCCUUGGUGGCCCGCGCCACGGGCGACGGAGUGUCUCUGCUCCCAACUUCCGCGUCGACCCACCCAUCGCGAGAUUUUGGCGGCGCAGCAAUGGCAAGACCAUGCCGCGACACUGCUCCGCCGCCGGCUGCUGCACACGGGAUACGCGCGAGACUCGCAACCGCGGCAUCUCCUUCCACAGACUUCCCAAGAAAGACAACCCCAGGCGCGGCUUGUGGCUGGCCAACUGUCAGCGGCUGGACCCCAGCGGCCAGGGCCUGUGGGAUCCGACCUCUGAGUACAUCUACUUCUGCUCCAAACACUUCGAGGAAAACUGCUUUGAGCUGGUGGGAAUCAGUGGGUAUCACAGGCUGAAGGAGGGGGCAGUCCCCACCAUAUUUGAGUCUUUCUCCAAGUUGCGUCGAACAGCCAAGACCAAGGGGCAUGGUUAUCCACCUGGCCUGCCUGACGUCAGCCGGCUCCGGCGAUGCAGGAAGCGCUGCUCCGAAAGACAAGGACCCACGACUCCGUUUUCUCCACCUCCUCGUGCUGAUAUCAUCUGCUUUCCUGUGGAAGAAGCCUCAGCGCCUGCCACUCUGCCUGCCUCCCCAGCUGUGAGGCUGGACCCUGGCCUUAACAGCCCCUUCUCAGAUCUCCUGGGCCCUCUAGGUGCUCAGGCAGAUGAAGCGGGCUGUAGCACACAGCCCUCACCAGAGCUGCACCCCUCCCCUCUCGAGCCACAGCCUGCCUCCCCGUCUGCAUACAUGUUACGGCUGCCACCUCCUGCUGGAGCCUACAUCCAGAAUGAGCACAGCUACCAAGUGGGGAGCGCCUUGCUCUGGAAGAGGCGAGCUGAAGCAGCUCUUGAUGCUCUGGACAAGACCCAGCGCCAGCUGCAGGCCUGCAAGCGGCGGGAGCAGCGGCUUAGGCUGCGACUGACCAAGCUGCAGCAGGAACGGGCACGGGAGAAGCGAGCACAGGCAGAUGCCCGCCAGACUCUAAAGGACCACGUACAGGACUUUGCUAUGCAGCUGAGCAGCAGCAUGGCCUGAGAGAGGGACUACUCUGGCCUCUUUUACUCAGAGACACUUGACUGGAACUGCAUCCACUGGGCUGGCCAAAUGUCACAAUAAAGUGGAUGCUAGAAAGAAACUGCUGUUUGGCUCAGCUGGAGGUGCCUGGCUCCUCCCCAGACCAUGGCCAAAAGCCCUAGAGAGCUCAGAUCCUGGCAUGCCACCUCUUGACCCUGGGGAAAUCUGUUUGCAGUCCCUCUGCCUGUUUAGUUACUCAUGUAAGAAAGUCAGCUCCUCUGAGAUUAGCUCUGCCCCUGCCCCCUCUUUGAGUCAGGGUUUCAUGUAGUCCAGGCUAGUGUGUUUAUAGCCAUACAGAUAUGUGCUAUCAUGCCCAGUGUCAGACUUGGAAUGUACAAGCUUCAGCCCACAGGCCUCAUCUGUUUGGCCAGCCCCUUGCACCGACCACACUCCUGGCCCCUUUGCCCUCAGAACCAACAUAGGGUACCCUACACUUGUCAGGCUGUAAGACCGUACCUAGAGAAAGGCUUUUGGAGAUAGUGUUUGAGGUCCUGGCCUAGGUACUAUAUACCUUGGGAACGUAGGCUUCUCACUCCAGCCAUGUCCAUGGCAAACAUCAAGUAUACGCCCUCUCCCUGCUGUUCCUUAGCCACACAGCUCAAGUACAGUUGAGGUGAUGGCU
Molecule: messenger RNA, 1697 nt
Organism: Mus pahari (shrew mouse)
Lineage: Eukaryota; Metazoa; Chordata; Mammalia; Rodentia; Muridae
Gene: Thap7
Product: THAP domain containing 7
Exons: 5
Coding region: 107-1036 (309 amino acids)
Biological process (GO): regulation of DNA-templated transcription
Cellular component (GO): nucleus
Source: RefSeq, a predicted model, not a curated record